Dibothriocephalus latus is the source of this 237-nucleotide messenger RNA. The record is from the annotation of a GenBank genome assembly. Lineage: Eukaryota; Metazoa; Platyhelminthes; Cestoda; Diphyllobothriidea; Diphyllobothriidae.
AAUGAAGAGUACCGACGGAAGUUGACUUCUCAACUGCAGGGUGAACUGCUGUACGUCCUGGACUGCAUCAACACUCCAGAGAACUACUUGCCCGAACUUGGAAGUUCUCAGGCCGACUGCGAAAGUCUAAUCGACUUUUCCAUGCCCGAAGUGUCACCAUACAGGUUCAAGCUUGCCUACAAUACGGGCACCAGACCAGCACUGUCUGGAAAACCCCUAGGUGUGAGACGUUUCUGA